This is a messenger RNA of Aspergillus affinis, 1545 nucleotides long. RefSeq names its product putative MFS multidrug transporter. The record is from RefSeq and is a predicted model, not a curated record. Gene Ontology annotation, molecular function: transmembrane transporter activity. Lineage: Eukaryota; Fungi; Ascomycota; Eurotiomycetes; Eurotiales; Aspergillaceae. The transcript has 6 exons. The coding region runs from base 1 to 1545 and encodes 514 amino acids. Gene Ontology annotation, biological process: transmembrane transport.
AUGGCCAAGAAACAACCCGUUCUUCAUGCAAGAAGCAUGUCGGAAAAGUCUUCCGCUGCUUCACCAGAACCCUACCCCGGCUUCAUUCUCACUACGACUUCCACGCCAGGAACCUACACCCUCGCCUUCAGUCCGUCCUCCCCCAAGAACCCCUACAACUGGCCCAUCCGUCGCAAACUCUUCAUCUUCGUCACCGCUCUCCUGGCCAUCAUGAACAGCGGCAUGUCAUCUGCCCUCCCCAGCAAUGCCAUGCCCUACAUCCAACCCGAAUUCAACGUCCCCGACGGUCCCCAAACCAGUCUUCCUACUGCCGUCUUCCUAAUCGGAUACAUCGUCGGCCCGUUGAUCUUCAGUCCCCUCAGCGAGACAGUCGGCAGACGGUGGGUCAUGGUGCCUAGUUUUACAGUAUUCGUGCUGGGAACAUUGGGGUGCGCAUUGGCCCCGAACUGGGCGGCCUUGCUGGUGUUUCGCUUCAUCUGCGGUAUCUGUGGUGCGGUGCCCCAGACGGUCAUCGGGGGUAUUUAUGCGGAUGUGUUUGGCGAUGGGAAGGAGAGGGGAAGAGCGAUGGUUUGUUACAUGUCGACCGCUAGUUUCGGUCCGAUUUUGGGCCCGAUCGUCUCGGGUUAUGCGUCCCAGUAUUCCUGGCGUUGGACCUUUUGGAUCGAGUUGAUCUUCGCCGGGGUUAGUUGGAUGGGGUUGGUGUUUAUGCCUGAAACCUUCGGCCCUGCCAUCCUCAAACGUGAAGCCUCUCGACUCCGCAAAGCAGGCGUUAUCAUCGCCUCCUCCUCUGGUGGCAACAUCAAUUUCCUGCGCGUGUUCUCGCGCCCGUUGACGAUGUUGAUCUCUGAGCCCAUCAUCUCUUUCACGUCGAUCUUCAUUUCCCUGGCAUAUAGUCUGGUGUUCUUUUUCUUUCAGGCUUAUCCGAUUAUCUUUGGAGACAUGUACGGCUUGAGUAUCCAAACCACCUCGUUGGCUUUCUUACCAGUCGGCGCCGGAGCCUCAGCAGUAGGCCUCCUCGCCCUAACCUACGACACCUACUACGAGCGCUCCAAAAAAGCCGGCGCAUCAUGGACCUCGAGCCCCGAACUGCACCGCCUCCCCGUCUCCUGCCUCGGCGGCAUCUGCCUCACCAUCUCCCUCUUCUGGCUCGCAUGGACCGCCCAACCAAGCAUCCACUACGCCGUGCCCAUGACCGCCGGCUUCCUCUUCGGCUUCGGCUACCAAACAAUCUUCGUCUCCCUGCUGACCUACGUCACGGACGCGUAUACAAUCUUCUCAGCCAGCGCGUUGGCCAGCUCGGUGAUUAUUCGGAGUAUCAUGGGAGCGGUGUUUCCGAUGGCUGUCAAGCCGAUGUAUGCGGCUUGGGGGGUGCAGUGGGCGACGAGUUUCGUGGCGUUGUUGAGUUUGGUGUGUGCGCCGAUUCCGUUUGCGUUGGUGGUGUUUGGGCCGAGGAUUAGGGCUGCGAGUCGGUUUUGUCAUGGGAUGACGCAACAGCAUCAGGAGAGUGAGAGCGAGAGGGAGGGCGUUAGAGAGGGGGAUGUUUAG